ACAUUUCUCACCGUCAUUUCAAUUUGGGGAUCAAGAUUUUGGCACUUUAUAUAUGAAGCUUUUGUCUAUAGAAAUUCCCUUUUUGCUUAAUGAAGAGUUAAGCUUCUUGACUUAUCUUCUUCCAAACUUCUCUUGGGUCUGGUGAUUGAGGAGGGAAGACCUCAGAUUUACCUUCAUGGGGUCGUGUUUUAGUUCAGGAACUAAAACCCAAACUGAUCCUCAAUUUGAGGUGAAUUGUAAAUGCAUUGGCAAAGGUGAGAAUGAUAUGAGCAAGUGUAGUAGCAAGGUCUCAUCUUCUAUUCCCAGAACAGAAGGUGAGAUCUUGCAGUCACCCAAUUUGGAGAUCUUUGGUUUUAGUGAACUAAAAGAAGCCACAAGCAACUUCUGUCAAGAUUUUGUGCUGGGAAAAGAUGAUGUUGGUUUGGUCUUCAAAGGGUGGAUUGAUGAGCAUUCACUAAAACCUGUGAGGCCUGAGACAGGCAUGCCUAUUGCUGUAAAGAGACUUGAACAAAAGGGUAGCCGAGGUCGACAAGAAUUGUUGGCAGAAAUCAGAUACAUGGGGCAACUACAUCAUCCAAAUCUUUUGAAAUUGAUCGGUUACUGCUUAGAGGAUGACAUCCAACUUCUGGUUUAUGAGUUUGUGCCCAAUGGCAACUUGGAAAAUCAUAUAUUUGGAAGAGCAGGGGAUUCUCACUUUCAACCUCUCUCUUGGGAUCUCUGUAUGAAAGUUGCCCUUGGUGCUGCAAAAGGUCUAGCAUUUCUACAUUAUGAGGCAGAUGUAAUAUACAGAGACUUUAAGACUUCUAAUAUCCUGCUUGAUUCGAAUUAUAAUGCCAAACUCUCUGAUUUGGGAUUGGCCAAGGAUGGGCCAAUUGGUUAUAGUUCCCAUGUCUCAACAAGGUUCUUGGGUACUGAAGGUUAUGCUGCACCUGAAUAUAUCAGAACAGGUCAUCUUACUGCAAAAUGUGAUGUAUAUGGUUUCGGAGUUGUUCUCCUCGAAAUGUUAUCCCGCAGGCGAGCUAUAGACAGAGACAAGCCAUAUGAAGAGCAAAAUUUAGCCAUGUGGGCAAAGAGCACUAUGAACAUGCGCAAAUUUUCCCAGGUUCUGAAUCCUGCCAUUUUAGGCCAGUACUCAAGAAGCAGUGCGCUAAAAGUAGCUCAACUUGCAUAUCAAUGUGUGUCAGAUGAACCAAAGUUUCGGCCAAAAAUGAAAGAUGUAAUAAAAAUUCUAGAAGAACUUCAGAAAUCUAAUGUCAAUGAGAAAUGCAAAGGCUUUGAACAUGGUAAAUCAAGCAAUGGUUCUAACUAUGGCAGAAAAAAACUCAGAUGAAGAUUGCAAGAACUAGAAAGUUGUCAGAUUCUAAGGAACCAUCUGCUUUUUUUUUUUUCUUUUCAUAUAUAAAAUAGCAUAAAGAAUAUUUGAUACAUUUUGCAAUAUUUGUAUUGAUCUGAGGAAAAUUAGAUAUUUCGAUGAACAAAAGCCAAGCCAUGUUGCUAGAGGCAGUCAUACAAGAUGGUUCAAUUAAUUGUAUCAUUGAUUUAGUGCAAAUUUAUUAAUUCUGUUACUUGUUAUGGAA
This is a messenger RNA of Hevea brasiliensis (rubber tree), 1577 nucleotides long. RefSeq names its product probable serine/threonine-protein kinase PBL11. Lineage: Eukaryota; Viridiplantae; Streptophyta; Magnoliopsida; Malpighiales; Euphorbiaceae. Gene Ontology annotation, molecular function: protein kinase activity; ATP binding. The record is from RefSeq and is a predicted model, not a curated record. Gene Ontology annotation, biological process: protein phosphorylation. The transcript is spliced from 6 exons. The coding region runs from base 176 to 1330 and encodes 384 amino acids.